Messenger RNA from Vanrija pseudolonga, 5067 nucleotides. RefSeq lists its product as uncharacterized. The record is from RefSeq and is a predicted model, not a curated record. The transcript is spliced from 5 exons. NCBI's taxonomy places the organism in Eukaryota, Fungi, Basidiomycota, Tremellomycetes, Trichosporonales, Trichosporonaceae. Bases 238 to 4974 code for a protein of 1578 amino acids.
CACUAACUCGUUUGUCACAACGACAACCUUGUCGCAUCUUACUGUCACUUCUUCUUCGCCUUCUUCUUGACCUUGUCCUGGUAUCGCAUCAAGCAACUAAUAGGCCACCGCUGGACGCCAUCGCUCCGCCAAACCACGCCCGCAGCCCCGCCCCCACCCCCGCCCCUCCUUCCGCCUCGCACCUCCCUCGACUGCCUGUGGAUCCUUCCACACGCGCCCGAGCGUUAACAACCCCAUAUGUCACUCCCACAACCCCCUUUAUCAACCCCCAACAUCGCCGUCUCCUCGGCCCCAAGACUCCAGCCGCGCGCAUCAGGCAGCCUGCGCAGCCGGUCGUCGACAAUCUCGCGCAACAGCACCGCUGGCGACACCCUCGCCCUCGGCGACCUGUUUGGCACGCGCUCCGAACUCGCAGACUUGCGCGAGGUGCUCGCUGCCGGCCCGCCGACGCGAUCCCCCUCGCGAAACAGCAACAGCAACAGUCGACGGAGCAGCCUCAACAGCCCCGCCGAGACCGCGAACGUGAACAGAACCGUCUCCCCCCGCCUCAGCCGCUCCGGCAUCGUCGAGGUCGACUCCCGCCCCCUGCUGAGCCCACGAUCUCGCGACAGCCUCCUUCCACCCUCGCCCCUCGAGCCACAGCGCCUCACGCCCUCUGGCCGCCCCAAGCCUGCCCCGCGGCCAGCGAACAUCGUCGACCCGCCGCGUAACCGCCGUCCCACCCACACUGGCCUCCAUCCGCGCGACUCGCGUGUCGGCCCUCCUGAACGGCCGCCAGUGUCGUACCGCAAGUCGUCGACGCCGAGCCACCGCCGCCGCCUGAGCCUGAUCGAGGUCCUCGCCGACAAGGACUUUGCCGCGAACCCUGCAAACGUUAUCGUCCGUGACUUUGCGCAGGCACACGACGAGGAAGAGGAGCUCGACUACGAUCACUUGGACGACGACGACGACGCAGUGUCUGUCGCCCAACGGCGUGACUUUGAGUUCUGGCACGAGGUCCUCCGUUACAGCGGGCCAGAAGACAAGGUCCACCCCAGCGGGAUCGCGACCUCGACCGUCGACGUGGGCAAGUACCAGACGCCUCCGCCGACGCCUACCCUUGCCAAAGGACAGCCCAAGCUCCGCAAGUCGCCGUCGCUCGCGCAGUCGGUACUCAAACUACUCACGCGCUCAAAGCCAGCGCACGACGCGCCGCCGUCGCCCCAGCUUCCGGAAGGCUACAAGUCAAACCCGACGGCCAGCGCGCCAAGCUCGGUAUCAAAGGCAUCGACGCGCUCCAGCGUCGGAUCGUCCGCGCCCCUCCUCGGAAGAGGGUUCGCCAGCUUCAGAAAAGACAAGGGGGAGAUGACUGGCUCAGUCCAGAGCUCCAAGAGCCGCAAGUCCCGUGCCGAGGAGCCAGGCGAGCGCGCCUACACGCCCAGCGUGCACUCGUACGCCCCGUCCCACUCGUCCAGACACGAGCAGCCGGUCAUCAACGUCAACGUGAACAUUGCCCCAGCCGUGCUGGCAGCCACACCCACGCUGGCACCUGCUCCUACCUCGCGCCCGCCGUCGACGCGGUCUCGCCCCAGCUCGCUACGCUCUGUCGUUGCACCGGUGGUUAUUCCUGCCCCAGUGCGGACUCCGGCCCCAGCCCCAACUCCAGCCCCAGUGUCAGCGCCAGCCGGUCCACGCCGCCUGCCGAGCGUCCCACCUGCCCCUGCUGCCCCUACCCCGGUGGCGCCUUCUCCUCUAUCCGCCCCCCGAAAGGGACCCCCACCGCCCCUCGUCCCCCCAGUCCGCGAGGCACCCACCGUCAUCGCGACCACGAGCUCGACGCCGACGUCGUCAGUCCUGCUUGCCAACGCCAAGCCCCAAGUCGCAAAGGUCGCCACGCGCGCUCCCGCCCAGGUGGUGAUUGUGAAGCCUACACCCUCGCCUGUGCCCCAGAUCGUUGUCCUACCUGCCGCUGCAGCUGCCACACCUGUCGUGACGCCUGUCCCACCCCCCGCCCCAGCCCAGAUCAUCGUUGUUCCCGCGGCUACUCCUACCCCAGCUCCCCCAACGCCCCUUGUCAAGGAAGUCCCUAUCGUCAUGCCCACUGCGCGCCCUCCGCAGGUGGUGGUCGUUCCCGCUUCAUCGCGCAGCGGAUCUCGGAUUGCCGUGCCGACUGCCCCCGCACCAGUUCCAGUCGCUUCGCCUGUCGUGGUCGUUCCGGCUGCAGUGGUGUCAGCCACGGCUCCUCCUCCCAUUGGUGUCGCACCCGCUCCGCCUCCAAUGCCAGUGGUGUCUGCACCAGUUACUAUCCUUCCGGCGGCUGUGCCUGCCCCCACUCCAGUGGCAGCUCCGGUUGUAGCAGCACCUGCCGCCGUGCCGCCCCCAGUCCCUGCUCCUGCUCCUGCGCCAUCACCAGCACCCACACCUGCUCCCCGCGUCGAAGUCGUCGAGAAACAUAUCGACGUUAUCACGCCUGAGGGCGAUAUCAUUGAGAAGAUCACGAGAACGACCACGACCACAGAGGCCAAACCCAAGGCCGCAUCUGUGGCGGCAACGCCGGUGCCGCCACCAGCCCCGCAGCUUGUGGUCAACAAACCUAUUCAGCAUGUCGUCAACACCCCACCGGCACCAGUUACCCCUCCGACGCCAGAGCCCAUGCCCGAGGUCGACCGCGUCAAGGUUGUGGAGAAGAUCAUCGUGCCCGCAGGCACCGCCCCAGAGGCCGUGGAGAAGGCGCUCGAUACCCUCGCCAGAGUCGAGGCUGCCGAGACCAGAUCUAGCGCCCCGGCCAAGCCGGGAUCAGACUUUGGUGUAAGGAAUCUUCGCCCAGUUCCCCCUGCCCCUGGUACGAAGGCAGGCAUCGAGCCUAUCAAGAUGGUCGACUACAAGUCGCUCAUCAAGCGCAAACCCGUCAAGCAAUGGCCCCCACCCAAGCCUGGCUCGGACACGACACCAGCACCUCAGCCCAAGAAGCUCUCGUCCGUGUCCGUGCUUGCCAAGGCGGCGUCGACCCCACUUCCGCCCAGCCCAGUCAAAGACGCUGCCUCGGUCCCUCUUCCUCCUAGCCCUGUGAAGAACCCUGCCUCUGUGCCACUCCCUCCAAGCCCCACCAAGAACCCAGCUUCGAUUCUCCUCCCGGCUAGCCCGGCAAAGAACCCCGCUUCGGUGCCACUUCCUCCCAGCCCUACAAAGGCGACGUCCAAGACACCUGUUGCCUCUAAGCACGAAAAGGUGCCCUCCGUCUCCGUCAAAGAGAAGGAAAAGGCGCCUUCGACGAAAUCUACUCCCGGCGAAGUCAUCGUUUCCAUCGGGAAGCAGGGAGACGAGGCCAGUGUGGAGACCAAGGAGACCUCCAGACAGAAGGCCACGCCCAAGGACUGGGAGCCCAAGUCAAGACCUGGUGAGAUCACCAUCUCCAUUGGAGGCAAGAAGGACGAGCAGACCGAGAAGGCUGAGACGGCCGAGAACCCGAAGGACACACCGUCCAAAACAAAGACGGAUGCAGUCAAGGCGGCCAUCGCCAAGAUCGAGCUCAAGGGAGCUGGCACCACCAUUGACCUCGCCACGGCAGCGGCGAUACCUAUGCCAGCUUCUCGCCCAGCGUCCAUCAGAUCGGUCCACUCCACCAAAUCUCACCACCGCGCAGACUCGAUCAAGUCGGUCCGCUCCGUGCGAUCGGUACGCUCGGCCAUGUCGGCGGCGGAGGCGCCUAAUGUCAUCAUCACGGCUGGUGGCACAAAGAUCGAAGUUGUGGUGCCCGAGCCGCAGAAGGCGGGGUCGGUACCUGUUGCGGUGCCGGCUGCUCUAGCCAAGAUUGCGGCCGCCUCAAAGCACAAGCACUCGGCCUCAACACCUUCACUUCCCAGUUUGAAGAAGGCGGCUGACGACGUCGAAUGUGUGGACGUGUCGGUGCACAAGACUGCCAAGGGUGAGGAGGUGACGGCCAAGAUUCACUCGCACGCCAGACGCGGUUCUGCCCCAGCUUCGGUUGUUGGUGAGGGCAAGAAGAAGUCUCACGGGGAGGACGAGAGCAAGAACGACAAGGAUGGCAAGCGGCAUAGCAAUGGCCACAAGCACGAUAAGGACGACACGAAAUCGAAGGCCGACAAGAAGGAGCCGGAAGCCAAGCACAAGGACGACGCUCAUAAGCACAGCCGGAAAGAUAGUCAAAAGCUGGCCCCGAAAGAGGUGGUGCAUGAGGCCGACUCUGACCUCGAGAUUGAGUUUAUUGAGAAGGACCUUCCCGACGGCAAGCAGACAACGGUUGGCAUCAGACGACGACUCUCCCGGGAGAACGUUAGCUCGUCGCGCGAGGCAUCGCCGUCAAAGGCGCACCACGACAGGCAUCGCCACGAGAGGCAACAUUCUUUUGGCCACCACCACUCUCACGAGAGGCCGAAUCUGGGGCACCACCACAGCCAUGAGAGGCAUCACUCGCAUAGUGGCGGCCACGAAAGGCAUCACCCGCUGGGUCAACACCAUGACCACAGGAGGCACCACCGAACACGGUCGUCCAUGGACUCGAAGAGGCGCCAUCACCACCACCGCCCUUCAUCCGGCGAGGACUCGGACUCGGACGGCAGCUUCUAUUCCACACGCAGCCGGAGCUCGCGUCAGAGUCGAGGCGGCAGCUUUGACAUCCCCCGUCCUCCUCUUGUUCAGCAAAGGCCACCAUACUUGACAGCCCCUGUUCUGCAGCCAGGCGCCGGCCCAUUGCCCGUGCCCGCUGCCGUGUAUGGGGCGCCAUUUCCGGGGGUGCCAGGCAUGCCGGGGAUGAUGAACCUCCACGGCAUGGCUGCGGGUGUCGGUGUCCCAGGUAUCGGCUAUGCCUCGGGGCAUCCGAUUGUGGUACCCAUGGGCGCUCCUGUGGCCACAGCGCCAGUGCCGCCAGUGGCGUUCAGUGCGGUGCCAGGCGUGGCAAGGGUGCCCAUGGGCUGGACUGGCGCGCACGGUGCGCCGCAAUACCCUAUGGGUUCUCGGCCGCCUCCCCAUAUGUAGUGUGUAGUGUGCAGAGGACAGUUUGAGCACGAGUUGUGACUGCAGUAGAUGAUAGGAGUGAUGGAUGCCUGCCACGGCGAUCUGCAAUUUGAA